ACGCAGCUCAGCAGAGGAUGAAGCCCAAUUCUGCAGGUGCCUCCCCGGAGGCCUGCAAAGCCUCAGGCCAGGCUGAGAAGAGCUGCCCUGUCUGCCAGGCCUGGGGAGGGGUCUCAGGUCCAGGGUCUGGUUUAGGGUCAGGGUCAGGGUUGGGACCAGGGCCUGGAGCCAUUUCAGGGCCCAGGUUGGGACUUGGUACCGUUCCUGGGCCUAAUGCUGUUCCAGGACCUGAGUCAGGGUCUGGUGCAGUUCUGGGACCUGGUGCCAUUCCAAGGCCUGCACCAGGGCCCAGUGCUAUUCUAGGACCUGGACCAGGACCUGGUGCUAUUCCAGGGCCUGGGCCGGGGCCUGGUACUGUUCCAGGAUCUGGUGCUGUUCCAGGGGUGAGGCCAGGGUCUGGUACUGUUUCUAAACCUGAUGCUGUUCUAGAACGUGGACCAGGACCUGGUGCUAUUGCAGGGUCUGGGCCAGAGCCUGGUACCGUUUCUGGACCAGAUGUUCUGGGACCUAGUGCUAUUUCUAAACCUGAUGCUGUUCCAGGACGUGGGCCAGGACCUGGCACCAUUUCUGGCCCAGAUGUUGUUCUGGGACCUGGUGCCAUUUCAGCACCUAGACAAGGGACUGGUACUAUUAUUUCUGGAUCUGAUUCUGUUCUGGGGCCCAGGUCCCUUCCAGGGCCUGGACCGGGACCUGGUGUUGUCCCAGCACCUAGGCCAGGGCCUGGUGCUAUUUCUGGACCAGAUGCUGUUCCAGGGCCCAAUGCUGUUCCAGGGCCUGGACAAGGAGCUGCACCAUUACCUGGGCUGGGGCCAGGACCUGGGCCAGAACAGGGAUCUGGAACUGGGCCCAAACCCAGUGAGGCAGUGGCAACCCCAGCGCCAGCACCAGCACCACAGCAGAAGAUUCAAGCCAAACCUACACAGGCACCUCAGCAGAAGGUUCUGGUGACUGGAGGAGGAGGCUACCUGGGCUUUAGCUUGGGUUCCAGUCUGGCCAAGGCUGGCACUUCUGUCACUCUUCUUGACCGCCGCAGACCCCAAUGGGAACUGUCGCCUGGGACCGAGUUCAUCCAGGCUGAUGUCCGAGAUGAAGAAGCCCUGUACCGUGCCUUUGAAGGGGUGGACUGUGUCUUCCACGUGGCCUCCUAUGGAAUGUCAGUCUGUGUCCGCCGGCGGGUUCCAAGGCUCGUCUACACCAGCACCGUCAACGUCGCAUUCGGCGGGAAGCCCAUAGAGCAGGGCGAUGAGGACUCUGUGCCGUAUUUCCCACUAGAGAAGCACAUGGACCACUACUCACGGACCAAAGCCAUUGCCGACCAGCUGACCCUCAUGGCCAAUGGGAUGCCUCUACCGGGAGGUGGCACUCUUCGGACGUGUGUGCUCCGGCCUCCGGGGAUCUACGGCCCUGAAGAGCAGAGGCACCUGCCCCGUGUGGCGGGUCACAUCAAAAGGAGGCUGCUCAUGUUCCGGUUCGGGGACCGCAGGACGCGGAUGAAUUGGGUCCACGUGCGUAACCUGGUGCAGGCACACCUGCUGGCCGCCGAGGCCCUCACAGCAGCCAAGGGCUACGUGGCCAGUGGGCAGGCAUACUACAUCAACGACGGCGAGAGCGUCAACCUCUUUGAGUGGAUGGCCCCACUGUUUGAGAAGCUGGGCUACAGCCAGCCCUGGAUCCAGGUGCCUACUUCCUGGGUUUACCUGACAGCCACAGUGAUGGAGCAUCUGCAUCUGGCCCUGAGGCCCAUCUGUAGCAUCCCACCGCUGCUCACCCGGAGCGAGGUGCACAGCGUGGCCGUGACGCACACCUUCCAGAUCGCCAAGGCCCGCGCCCAGCUGGGCUACGCGCCAGCCAAGUUCAGCUUCGCGGACGCAGUAGAGCAAUAUGUGAAGUCCACCACCCGGCAGCCCCGCGGCUCCACGACACCGACGCUCCUGCGGCUGCUGCUCGGGCUGCUGCUCCUCGGCCUGCUCGCCUUGGCCCUGCACUUCCUAGGUCUGCAGCCCCUGCAGGCCGCCGUGGAACGACUCUGAACGAUUGCCACCGCGGCUGCCAGCUGGGCUGAGCCCUCGCCCACCCACGGCUCUCUGGCCAGGACCGCUCCGGCUCCGCCUCCCGGCCUGGCUCCGCCCCUGAGCCAUGGCCACGCUCCCGUCCCUCUGUCCUCUGGCCUGCCCUAGCGACUAAUGAGGCCCUAUCCUCAGCCUGUUCGACGACCUCCUCGUCCCUGACCAAUGUCAGCCCUCACCGGGAUCCUCUCCUGCUCUAAUCUCGCCCCUUCCCUAGCCUACACCCACGUUUGAGCCGCCUCCCCUAGUUUUUUCCCCUCCAGAGUAGGCCUGCUUCGCCUUGGGUCUAGCCCCUCCCCUCGUUUGCCCCCGGCCCCGCCCUCCUCUCUAGCUCCACCCCCGUGGCCCCGCCUCCUGGGCGGGGUCUCACUGGGCCUGCCCGCUGCUGCCCUUCUGCGGACUGUGGACCCUCCUCGCUGCUUAGGCUUCUCUGAACUUGUCCUGACGUGUCUCGGAAUCUUGGAUUUGACCCAUUGCAGUAACGUUGCCUCUGACCCGCCCCGACCCAAAUGUGUGGUCCGUCGUUGGUGCAGAGCUCCGUGUGUGGAUAGCCAGGAUUUGGAGGAACAUCGGGACCCAGGCAUCUGGUGGCCCAACGUGACCUUUUCGCGUUCCUGAUUUACAAAGCUGGGGGUAUCUCAGCAUAGUAAACACGAUUUUCUCCCAAGAGAGCUUUUUCAAGAGUUGGAUGCUUCAAAAAAGUACCAGGAUCGUUAUAAUGAGAUGAAAUAGAGCUUAGGUGGUCUUAUUAAUAUUUUAUGA
Messenger RNA from Tupaia belangeri chinensis (Chinese tree shrew), 2828 nucleotides. RefSeq names its product short chain dehydrogenase/reductase family 42E, member 2 (gene SDR42E2). Lineage: Eukaryota; Metazoa; Chordata; Mammalia; Scandentia; Tupaiidae. Gene Ontology annotation, molecular function: oxidoreductase activity, acting on the CH-OH group of donors, NAD or NADP as acceptor. Gene Ontology annotation, biological process: steroid biosynthetic process. The coding region runs from base 18 to 2030 and encodes 670 amino acids. The record is from RefSeq and is a predicted model, not a curated record. The transcript has 10 exons.